AUGGCACCGAAACCAUCACCAAAGCCCUCCAAAACAUCGAAGCCAAAAAUAAUAAAUGAUGAACAAUUACAAUCAUUUACUCAAGAGAACUUUGAAAAGGAACUUAAGGCUUUAGCUUUAAAAGCUCAAGAAGAGACUACAACCAGAUUUCUCUUAUCUCAACUUUGGAUCUUGGCUAAAUCAGCUACCCUCCUCUCACUCGCUGCCAUAUAUUCAAAUGUUUCUCAACUCGCUCUCUCUCCAGUUUAUGGAUCAUAUCCAGCUGGAAAAUGGCAUUCGAAAGGAGUCAUGACAGCUUGCUUCUUAGGCUGGUCAUCAAAUCUAUUCAUCAGACGUUAUCUUCCAGUCAGGAAACCAGUUCAACUUCUUCCCUUUAUCGCGGCCUAUAUUCCAAUGACCCAGUAUUUACUUUUCAAUCUAAGCGGUCUCAUGGGAGCUAAUUUUGGACCUCCUAUUACCGAAGGGUUCACAUUUCUACCUUUACUCAUCCUUUCCGCCUCGUGUACGGCCACUACAUUGGACGAUUUGGAACUCACAUCUGGUCGAUGGCCUUGGAUUUCCGAUGCAGCACCAGGUAUGAUCUCAUAUGCUUUCUUCAAAACUGUUGAAUAUGUAUCUGCAAAUCAAAUUUCUCGAUACAUAGGCCAAUCCUUCAUCUUCACACGUCUUGGAAUGGAAAUUGUUCUCCAAGCUUUGUAUGCCGCCUUCGCGCCUUCGAAACUCCUUCUUUGGAUAUUCCCAGCGGUAAUUCAUACUGCAUUAUUUAAUUCACAUGUUCCCACGCCAUAUGCUUUAAAUAAACUCAAUACUACCAUGAAUUCUCAUGAAUGGUCGAUCCUUGAUCGAAAAGAAUCUUUAACCGGAUAUAUUUCUGUUAUUGAAAGUUCGUCGAUAGGUGGUGGGUUCCGUGCUAUGCGCUGUGAUCAUAGUCUGUUAGGAGGAGAAUGGUUGGUUAAUGGGAAGAAAGCUAAAGGAAUUCCUGAACCCAUUUAUGGAAUCUUUGUAAUGCUAGAGGCAGUACGUCUGGUUGAAGUGGAGAAGCCGAUUAAGGACGAGGAUGCUAGUGCAUUGAUCAUCGGUCUCGGUGUUGGUACGACACCAGCUGCUCUGAUAUCUCAUGGAAUCCAUACUACUUUGGUAGAGAUUGAUCCUGUUGUGGUAGAUUUUGCUCGUGAAUAUUUCGCUCUUCCUGAGCCUCAAGAAACUAUCAUUGAUGAUGCGGUAUCUGUUGCAUCAAAUUUCGCUGCUCAAGGGAAAAAGUUCAAUUACAUCGUUCACGAUGUAUUUACAGGUGGAGCUGAACCUGUUGAACUAUUCACAUAUGAGUUUUUGAAGGAUCUUUAUGAUAUCCUAGAACCGGGCGGUGUUAUCGCUAUUAACUACGCUGGAGACUUCGUUCUCCCUCCUUUCCUAAUCAUCCAUAGCACAAUCCGCUCGCUAUUCCCUACUUGCCGCAUCUACCGCGAAGCCGAAGCCCCAACAGAUGAACACAUUGCGGAAACAGGACAAGAUUUCACAAAUAUGGUAAUCUUCUGCACCAAACCUCUUUCCGAAACACAUGAAAUCAGAGACUCAGAAUCUUCUGUGAAAUCAUCAAUCACAUUCCGAGAACCAGUAGAAAAAGAUUUCUUAGGAUGUAACUCGAGAAGAGCAUACCUAUCACCGAAGUGGGAAAUAAGUGAAGCUGAAUUGAGAAGAGGACAAGAAAAGGGAGAGGAAGAAUUCUCGGGAGUUUUGAGGAGGAAUGAGACGGGAAGGUUAAUGGAGUGGCAGGUUAAGAGUGCGGUGGGUCAUUGGGGAGUUAUGAGGGGGGUUUUGCCGGGCGGUGUUUGGAUUGAUUGGUAA
Molecule: messenger RNA, 1845 nt
Organism: Sclerotinia sclerotiorum 1980 UF-70
Lineage: Eukaryota; Fungi; Ascomycota; Leotiomycetes; Helotiales; Sclerotiniaceae
Exons: 3
Coding region: 1-1845 (614 amino acids)
Source: RefSeq, a predicted model, not a curated record